CCACCCUCCAAGUCUCCGACCGGCACAGCCUCUUUUCUCUCUCUCGGUCUCUCCCCUCUCCACGCCACAGAUCUCUCCCCUCUCCAUCUCCCACUUACCCGCAGCCAUGGCGGAGGACGCCCCCAGCGCCGCCGCCGCCGAGGGGAGCCAGCACGCGUCGGCCGCGGAGGGAGGCUCCGCCGCCGCCGCAGCUUCCGCGGCACCAGCCGCCAAGGCCGCGGAGGCGCUGCUCCCGUCGCUCAGCAUCUGGCCCCCGUCGCAGCGCACGCGGGACGCCGUGGUGCGCCGCCUCGUGCAGACGCUGGUCGCGCCCAGCAUCCUCUCCCAGCGCUACGGGGCCGUCCCGGAGGCCGAGGCCGGGCGCGCCGCCGCCGCGGUCGAGGCCGAGGCCUACGCCGCCGUCACCGAGUCGUCGUCCGCCGCCGCCGCCCCGGCCUCCGUCGAGGACGGGAUCGAGGUGCUGCAGGCGUACUCCAAGGAGGUCAGCCGCCGCCUCCUCGAGCUCGCCAAGUCCCGCGCCGCUCCGUCUCCGGCAGCGGCGGCGCCCGCGGAGGGGGCCGCGUCCGAGUCGGAGGCUGCUGCUGCUCCUGCUCCAGCGGAGGAGUAAGGUGUUUGGUUUGGCCCUGCGCUUAGAUCCACCAAAGAACUGCUGCUAUUUUGGCAUUUCCUUGGAGAUUAUUCAUGAUUUCCUCCGCUUAUGAUCACUAGUACCUUUAUAUAAGUAUUAGGAAUGUGUGCUUGAGAUGAUGAAUUGAUGUUUGUUACUUGAACCUGGUACCUUGUUACAAAUGUUUAAGCUAUAUCAUAGGUGCAUGUUUGCCCUCGCAUAUGUGAUAUGUAUAAGGCUAUUCUUGAAUCUGUUUGUGCAUGGUUGCAUGAGCUCAUAUGUUCUGAUUAUUUAGCUGAAUGCAGUUGAAAUGUAAUACUAGUGGUUCCAGAGUUCCAGGAGUAUGCAGUAUUAUUGUGCAUUUAAUUUAAA
Messenger RNA from Oryza sativa Japonica Group (Japanese rice), 979 nucleotides. Its product is annotated as MFP1 attachment factor 1. The record is from RefSeq and is a predicted model, not a curated record. Gene Ontology annotation, biological process: mitotic cell cycle; lateral root development. Lineage: Eukaryota; Viridiplantae; Streptophyta; Magnoliopsida; Poales; Poaceae.